Microplitis mediator is the source of this 790-nucleotide messenger RNA. Its product is annotated as MKRN2 opposite strand protein. The record is from RefSeq and is a predicted model, not a curated record. NCBI's taxonomy places the organism in Eukaryota, Metazoa, Arthropoda, Insecta, Hymenoptera, Braconidae. The transcript has a single exon. The coding region runs from base 191 to 790 and encodes 199 amino acids.
UAACUUUCAUUUUAGUUCACAUAUUUUAAUAUAUAACCUAUUGCAUCAUUCAUUAUUAUUUUAUUAUUAAAAAAAAAAAAUAAAAAAUUUAACAUUUCAUCAAUUUUGAAAAUAAAUUUUCUACAAAAUUUUGUAGUUUUUGUAUUAAAUUGACUUUAAAAUAGAAGUUAUUUUUUUUAAAUUUAAAAUAAUGAGCUAUGACAUACUUUGUUUCAAACAUUGUAACUCAAAGUCAAUAUUUUGUAAAACAAUACCCGAAAAAUGUCCUAUUUGUAAUAUUAAAUUAAUAAAUUUAUCGAUAGAACCAUUUGUAUUACCAUAUUGUUGUACAAAAGCAGCAAAUAAUCCUACAUCAAUAGUAUUAAAACCGUCUUAUGGUACAUUUUGCAAUGAUUACAACAUAACAAAUGACAUGCAUAUCGGUUUAGUUGAUUCUCAGUGUCAAUUAUAUGAAUAUGACCAUCGUGGAAUAACUCAUAACAAUUUCGACGACUGGUCAGAUUGUAUUGUAAUAAAUGACUUGAUACCCGAAUCUUGGUAUUGCCAUUGGGAUGAAGUAUUAUCGCAGUUAAUAAUAAAUCCCAUAUGGAGUUCAUCAAAUUACAAUCCCACGAGUUUUAAUUGUUAUAAUUUUAUUAUUGAAUUUUUAAAAUUAUUAAAUUAUAAUAAUUUAAAAUUUAUUGAUAAAGAGCAUGUGUUUAAUGAAUUUUUUUUACCUAAACUACGUUAUACAUUAAAAUAUAUUUAUAUUUAUAGAAAAUUAAAAAACAAUUGUUGUUAUAUUGCUUGA